Drosophila sulfurigaster albostrigata is the source of this 772-nucleotide messenger RNA. RefSeq lists its product as uncharacterized. NCBI's taxonomy places the organism in Eukaryota, Metazoa, Arthropoda, Insecta, Diptera, Drosophilidae. The transcript is spliced from 3 exons. The coding region runs from base 83 to 544 and encodes 153 amino acids. The record is from RefSeq and is a predicted model, not a curated record.
AUAUUUAAUUUAGUACGCUAUACAUAUGCAUUCAUAAUGUUGUCAAAAUAAAAAAAAUUGUGUUAUAAAUUGUGACAAACACAUGCUUUUGCAUGUUGGUGGAAAAAUUAUUAUUUUUUUUAACUAUUUACAGAAUAAUGUAUGUACUCCCAAAAACGAUGUUCCUCACUCAGUGAUCGAUAAUGAAAAUUCUACUGAUCUAAGGUCUCAGCAAGAUGAAAAUGGAAAUCAUAUUCCUCAAUCAGUGCUCGAUUCAAAUGACAAUUCCAUCGAUCUAAAAAAUGAACAUGAUGAAAAGACAACAACUAAUGUCAACAGCGAAAGCUACAGAAAGCCUGCGCAGGAAAAGGCAAAGGCAAAUAUUGUAUCCCUAACUCAGAGAGCAGCAGUCCUAGCGCAGGCAAAUAAUUCAACAAUGUCUAACGAAAUCCAAAAGGAGCUUGAUAAAACUAGGCAAGAAAUUGAGAAGGAAAGAAAAAGACUCAAGCGCAAGCAACAAAUUGCAGAAGCUCAAAAGAAGCUCAGAAUAAACAACAAAAAUUGAGUUGCCUAUUUGAGGAAAUUCCUGAUGCUAAAAGUUUUUGUAGCCAACGAUCUACAGUCGGCAGAACCCCGAUUGAAGACGGUCAACCGCUUCUCCAUAAAACUAUUUUGGAGAUAGCCAUGUUUGGAAGUGGAGCUGAUGAAAGGAGGCGCACCAACCCUGCCAGAAGUGUAAAAACCUUGUCUGAUCUCCAUGAAGAGCUCAAAAAAGAAGGGUUUAACUUGUCGA